AUCCAAUAUGGCGGCAGAAAUGAACCAGAAAAAGUAGAGAAAUAUUGAAAAUGUGUGGAAUAUUUUGUACCAUUUGCACUUCGACGGAUGAGGCGCAGUGUAGAAGGAAGGUAGGAAUAUUAUCUUAUUUCCCUGCUGGUAAAAAUGUUCAAAAGGGCAUUUAUUUUCAGUUAUUACAUAUUUAUAAAGAUAUUUUUGGAUCCAGUCCGGAGUGCGAGUGCCAGACUGUAUUCAGACUAUGUAAUAGUACAUUAAACUCGAAAGCUGUGAAACUCGUUUGUAUUAUAGCUCGUUACCACAGGAUUCGUCGUGAGAUAAUGGCACGUUUCCUUAUUGGGUGCUUCAAUUAUGUAAAACCUGUGAUUUUAUAGAUUCCAAUCCUCACCAAAGGGGCCACGUCCAUAUUCAUGUUGCCACGCAUAACGUUGACUCGACGUUAUCACCAGUACCCAACCAUGACCACCUCAGAUAACGUUGAUCGUUACCCUGUCGUAUUUUGACUGCUAAAAGAGCCCAAAAUCAAAAUGGGAUUAUAAAAUAUGAGAAGUUUUAUAGGAUAUGUUUUAUUAUUAUUUUCAUACUGAACUAUUCAUCUCGCAGAAAAAUGCUGCGAUUCGCGAACACAAAUUGACGGGUAUUUGACACGAAAAAAUGUCGCUUCAAUACUUCGACCUUUGUUUUGAGCUCUAUUAGUUGAAAAUAAUAUAAUACUGGCAAAAGUUGCACAGCAAACAUUAAAUAUUUAAACUUCGGUCUGUUCGGAUGUAAAUAGUCAAAUUGCCACGAGAGAACGUCGAGGAGUUGACGUAAAAACCCAGCCACCCAUAAUGUCGAUUCGACGUUAUGCGUGGCAACAUGGAUUUUGAGGACAGGGUCAUUUUUGUUGGUGAAUAGUGCAAGGAUGAUCUAUUUGGCAUAUCUUCGGUGUGGAGUUUACAUGCUUUUAGUAAUUUUAUUCAUUAGAAAUAGUUUUAAUUAUAAUAAAUAAUACAGUUAGUAUCUCUUCACAUGCAUGAGGUUGAACAAAACUUCAGUUGUGGCUUUCUUUAUCUUGCUUGCUUGUAACCAGAAUGAAGUGGAAAGCUAUUUAAUUUCUAUUCGAAUAGUGCAAGGAAUAUGAGUAUAUAUUUAUAUGCUAAAUGGGGGCAGUUGAAAGUUUGCCCGAAUUUGUAUGGAGGAUUGUAAUGAAAUAUCCUGAAUUUAAUAGGGGGGCACAGUUUCUCCCCCCCCCCCCUUGCCUUGUAUGCCUAGUGACUAUAGCACUCUGAAAUUCAUCUUUGUAUUUCCAGCUUUUUUUAUUAAUCUAUGCCUACAAUGUAAUGUAUAUUGUUCAAUUUGAAACAUCGCCAUUCCUUUGAAAAUUUGAACUUUUGAAAAUUAAUGUGAAAAAAAUGGUUGUCUUUCAAAAUUAGUCUUAAACAUUGAUCAUCUGAUGCAAGCUAUGAUGGCUAACUUUCUUUUUGAGGCUUAAACUCAGGAAAUUUCCUUUGCAACAGUGCUAGGCAUAUAAUAAACACUUUCAAUUUAUUUUAUUCAUUAAGCUUAAAUGUCCAAUCUUGUACGGGUUUCCAAAGAAGUUUAAGCUUUUUGAACGACAACCUUUCUCUUCGUUUUCUGUUGGAGAUAUUCUUUUACAUGCUAGACGUUUUUCUAGGAUAUCACAGAAAAUAUCAAGCCAUUUUUGCUACGACGUGGUCCAGAUGAUUUUGGUGAGAAACAAAUCAACUGUUCACUGUCAAAUAAUGAAGAGAAAACAUUCGGAGAGGGUCGUCACACUAGCAGUAGUAAUGACAGUAAUUUCAUCCAUUUGGCAGCCGUUGUUCUUCACCUUCGUGGUGAUUGUAUAGCCCAGCAGCCUGUGGAAGACAGCUUUGGUAACAUUUUGGUAUGGAAUGGAGAGAUUUUUGAUGGCAUUGAAGUAAGAUAAUUGUUUUUCAAUAUUUAAUUACAUUUGGGCAGUCAGUUUCGCACCAAAAUCCAAAAAUGUUUGUUCAAUUUAUUAAAAAUAGAAUUAAAGGCCUCGCCUUUUAAAAUCACGAUGAAUAAGAGAAAAUCCUGUAAAUGUGUCUAACUUCAAAAGUGUCAUGCGUGAGACAAAGUACAGUACCUAUUAUUUAUUAAUAAGUGUGGUAUAUUAACAGAAAAUCAGUCUCCACUUCGUCGUUAGUAAUUCCCGUAAGGAAAAUAUUCUAAUUUUUUUUGUAGGCAUCUCACUUGAUACAACUUCGAACGAGAAUGAUAAUAUAUAAUUAGCCAUCAUUAAAUAAUUAUUGUAUGGCAAGCAUCACUUCCAGUGAAAUGGCAGACUGUGAUUGGCUGUGAAGCACUUUCAGCGGUCCAUUAUAAUUUUGUUAUUACGUAAAAACAAACGCAUGCAUUUUAAAACAAAACAGCAAAGCUAAUUGAAAAUAUGAAAAUUAUAAUUUAAUUUGUUAUUAAUAAGACAUCUGCGAUUGCUUUUUAGUGGAAAAGAAUUAGGAAAUACAUUGUUAUUUGGUAUUUUUUGUUUUCUUUGACCAAAUGUGUACCACGCUACUAAUAUGCAUUUCAAAUCUUCCAUUUCUUGUUUGUUUCAAGUAUAAAUGCCAUAUAAUAAACUUUUUAUUAACCGCGCUUGCUCGGUUAUGUACGGAGAAAUAUCGAACCUCGGUCUUUUUGUACAAACCUUGCUCUGCAGGCUCGGUCUGUUACAGACCUCGCGUUCGGUUGAUAAGAAGUUAUUAAUUUGUGAAAUAGGUAUGGUGCUUAAACUAAAUGUGAUUGGCGAAUUUGUAGUCACGUGAAUUUAUAUUAAUUACAAUGUAUCCCUCCGGGAACCGAAUGAAAAAAAACAUUGCGAAAAGAAUACAUGCAUGCAGCAGGCAACAGGAAAUGCUGCCGGAACAUUUUCAAUCAAUCAAGGCCUGCGAGAGCCAACCACGGGCCCCGGGCUUUUAAUUCAGGAACACGCCCCGUCCUUCUUGACACUCACGCUGAUGAAGGGAAUCGCCAGCGAAUUACUUGCAAGAAGUCGACGGAGAAUUUCAGUGCAUGCAUGUUAUCGUACCAACAGAUAGACGUAAUAAAUUUGUUCAACACAGCUAAAUACCUCAUUUCAUAACUGAUAACGAGUUAAAGACGCGAUCUAAACGAUGUUUAGCUACAGUAACUGUUUUUGCAGAAAAAAAAACUAUCGAAAAAUCGUUUAUUUCACAUUGGUACGUUUUACGAUCGAUCACGACGAUCAGCGGAUAGUGUGGAAGCAAGCGUAUUUCAUUUAGGACAAAAAUAAAACGAGCGAUGAUAAACGAUACGAACAUUUCACCAAGAUCCCUCCUUUGCCCUCUGGCCUCCUGCCCCCCCCCCCCUCGCCGGCCUUGCAAUGAAUCAAUAAAUCAUUUCCAUUAAAGAGUUUCAGUUCCCACGGGAAAUUGGUUCGUUUGUUUUCCCUCGAAUCUCAAUGUCAACAUUAAAACUCUCUGGUAAGCAAAACUAUUUCCUUCGGGAGCAUUCAGACAUUGAGUGUAUAAUGUUAUUUCCACACAAUUACUUUCUGUAAUUUUUAAACCCUUACCUCAACCACGACAAUAUUUAAACGCUUUAAUACCAGCUUCAAAUGAAAAUAGGACACUUGAGAGUGUCUUGCAAUUACAAUGUGCAUAAUAAAUAUAUUUGUUUAAAUUAAAUGUAAACAAUGUAAAGUUAAGGUUACACGAGGCAGAUUUUUCUGGAACUUUGCGACGCAAAGUCGGCACGGAGCCAUGUUUUGUAAAACCCUGAUAAAACGUAUGCACAGUAAAAUUGAGAACUUGUCAUGCAUUUUACUCCGCUAGUCAAAGAAAAAGUAUUCACAUGCACAGGUUGCGGUGAAUUUUCCGUUUUUAUCGAUUUUUUUUGCGAAAGAAACUCUGAAACGGAAACUGACUUUCAGAUUAAAGAGUAAUUAUAGUAUGUAAUCGUGUGUAUAAUCGUGAGAAUUUGAUAACUUUUCUGUCUUCCUGUUUACCUAACUCCUCUAACAGGGAAUAACAAAAAAAUAAAGAUCUUGACUUGUCAAGAAUUGAGACUAUACAUUAUUCAUAGUAUAUUUUGUCUUUGUUAAAACAAAUACAAAAUAUACCAUGUAUAGUCUCAAUUCUUGGCAAGUCAAGAUCUUUGUAUAGAUAUACCUGGAGUAUCAUGUAGAGAAUCGUCCGCUAAAGUUGCGACAGCGUCUUUAUUUCCAGAAAUAUUUUCAUCUUCCAUUUUAACUUCAGUUCUGCCCAUCUUUCAUUGUAAAUUCAGUACUGUCCCGGAUCCCUCGACGUCACGUGAAAUACUGGCUUAUUUCAUUUGACGUUGAGGAACCCGGAAUGUUUCCCUCCUAAACGGUACCAAGAUUCCUCCUAUAAACGUCAAGAAAGAUAAUGAAAAUCACUAAAAUAUUGAAAAAAACUAUUUAGUGUUGUUUCGUUUUACACUGGAAAGCAUUUUAUUCCUUGUAUUCGAAAGGAAUUUAUGAGAAAUCAUAAUCGCAUUUGCACAAAUGAAAACCGGUUCCUUGUGCACACUGAAAGUUUGCGCGGGAAUGAAAUCACAGUGUAGUUAAUGAGAUGGUUGCAUAGCAACGUAAAAACUAAUUUAUCUUGCGCAUUAAAUGCGAAUCAGAAACGAGAAGAUUUUUAACGUUAUCUGUAAUGACAUAGUUCCAGGUUUUAGUGUAAUAAUUCUUACCAUCUAAAAUUCUUCACUGUCUAAAAAGGUUUUACUGUAAGCUCUGCAUCACGAGCUUUAGUUUCGUUGAAGUUUUGCUUGGCUGCCUCAAUUAUACCAUCGAGACUCGUUUGCCCUCUCUGCAUAAAUAUUGAAUUUUAAUAUUUCCUGUACCAGUUCUUUUUCAGUCUCUUCACAUUGGAAAUUGGUAUGCUCCUUUUCGACCAUAUAUUUAUCUAAUCACCCAAAAUGUUUGGAAAAUUUCCGCGAGAAAUACGAAAUGUGCGCAGUCUCCAUCAAUCAAUUAUGACAAACUACAUUAUGACAUCACAGCGCUUUUAUACCUUGAACCAGAGCAAGGGAUUGUGGGAUAGUAAUUAGUACGCUGUUUGUGACAUCAUUUAUUGAAAGAAGAAUAAAAGAACUUGCGUAAAACCGGUUUUGCACCUGGCAACUUUUAGUUUGCGUGCUAAGUGUCUCAACAAAGGGUCGUUCACGUGAAACAAAAUAAAACGAAAUGGAUAAUAAAUAAUAAUGAACAAUAAAACCCAGUUCGUUUUGGGCAUGUUUGAAGGUAAAGAACAAGUUUCUAAAUAUAAUUUUUAGGAACGAUUGAAUACAGUAAUCUGGUGUAGCAUUGAACAGUUAAUUCUGAAAGCUGUAUCCGUUCUUGCCUUAAAGUUAAAUAUAAAGUUGGUCAUCAGAUCAAUAAUAUCAAUACUCAGCAAAACAGUAGCCUUUAUACAACCGAUCCGUGAACUUUAUUGGCAUGGAACUUUAUUAAACUUAUAUAUAUCUAACAUGCUGUCGCAAGGCAGCACUAAUUAGCAACUGACAUGAGCUUCUGAAGGAAGACCGUGGGGGUAACUCCCGCAGGAAAUUUUGAUAUGUGAUGCCUCUUAGCUGGGUAGAAAAGGGUUCUCACAAAUUUCUUAGAAAAACGUUUGUUUUGAACUUUUUGUACAGAUGUCAGAACUUAAUUAUGCUUAAAAUCAUUCAUGUAUAAAAUCGGUCAUGCGUGUGAUUAUGCAUGAAAGACCACCAUUGACGUCAAAAAAGUCCAAGUUUUAGAGGUCUCGCGUAACAUCGCUGUGUCCUAAAAUUGCGUAAAGAAAAUUGCCUCGUGCAACAUUGCCUUUAUGGUUGGCAUACGUUUUACAGCUGUCAUACUUAUGACGCAUUCAUCUCGUAUUAAAAACUUUGUUUUGCGACAGGUUCCAGCGUAUGAAAGUGAUACCACAGCGCUCCUUAGGAAUUUACAUGCAUCCUCGGAUAAAGACGGUGUUGAACACGUUCUCAAGACUAUGGGUCAUAUACAUGGACCAUGGGCAUUUGUGUACUACCAGGUAAGACUACACCAAUCCUGUUCGCAAAGUACAAUAAUGACCCUUUAAGACCCUUUUACGCAACGCUCAAAUUUUCCACUGCACAGAUAAAAAUAACCCGUACCAAAUUUGUCUGUUCUAUAAGACUGGAAUUUCUAUUCACGAGGUCCUUACACUGGCAAAUUAUGUACGGGUACGAUUUUUCUGCUGGUCGGCCACUCAAAUCUUUCCUGCUCACCACAUUCUCUUGCAUCUUCUCGUCACUGCCGUCAUGCAGGGUCUUAGCUAGUAUUUUAAAUUUUGUGAGUGUUUCUAAUUUUCCAGUGUGUAUACGUGCCAAUCACCCAGAAUGGCCAAAUGCACGUCCAACUUACAUUAUAAUGAGUCCUUUUAGGAACUCUCAUUAUUUACAUUACAUUAUAAUGAGUUCUUGUAGGAAUUCCCACUACCUAUAUAUCCAUCUGAACAUAAGAAUAUCACGGGUCAACUUAUUGGCACUACCCUCAGUAUAUAUACAUGAACUUGUGGUUAGAGCUCGACUACUGGACUCUAUAACUCAGUUGGUUAGAGCACUGCACCGGAAUCACAGGGCUGCAGGUUCGAUUCCUGCCAGGGACCUGUAGUUGCAUUUUUCGCAACUGUUCCUGUUUAGGUCUAAUAAAUGUAUAUUUUAUUUAUUAUAAUUUCCAUCUACAAUUAAGACCCUUCAAUUAUUAUUCAAUCGAGUGAUCUAUGCCAACAGGAAUGUCGAUAAUUUUCACAAACUAGAUUUUACAAGCUUUCUCACGACAUAAAUAGGAGCAAAUUCUGUUUGUUGAAAGUACAGCAACACUCUUAUUUUAUGAAUUUACACGGCUUUAUAUAAAUAAUGAAGUCACGUUCGCUUUAUUUUCCCGUGCGUGCUUUUCCAUUUCUGAAAGCGGUAACACGGCCAACACGGCCUUCUACAGUAAGACCCUGAAUGUUUUCCUUUAAUUUUAUCCUUAUUCAUUAUUUUCUGCAUUGUGUAUCACCAUAUCUGCCCUUUGCAAGUCUCCAGUGUAAAAUACGUGCAGUGCAAAAUAUUGAGUGCCUUAUAUAAACGGGCUGUUAUAGGUACACGUUCAGUACUGCUUAAAGAAAUAACCAGAGAAACCGUAACCAGAAUACGCUGUAUGUUCCGAAACGCGUUCCAGUUAGGCGGAGAUGUGAGUUGGGCGCGAUUUCAAGCGCGUUGGCAACGAAGAGGAAUGCACGGGGAACGCAUGCACUCACGUGUCCCUAGCUGGUACGUUUUUGUUAGGCUUUUUUUGAGUGCUGAUAAUAUAGCUACAAAAGUGGAUAUUGUUUCUUCAUUCUGGUAACCAUCGGGCAAACCUGUUCAGUGUUUUUAUUAGACUUGUUCUACAGUGCACAUAACUCACUGCCUUAAUCUUAAUGUGCUGAAAUAACCUGUGCAAAGCGGAGUUACGUUAGGCGUGCUUUACGUAGACAUGCUGUAUAUCGAACACAUGUAGAGUUAUACGUCAAUCAUAUGUAACCUUACAUGUUUGAUAACACAAACGUCGGAUUUGAUGAUUCUUCAUAACAUGCUCAACCUCAUUCACUCACACAUUUUAUUGUUAAAUAUUGCUCAUGACGUGUUUUCCUUGUCGAACAUGGUUGUAGGCUAAUCGACAUACUCUUUGGUUCGGUCGAGAUUAUUUUGGACGUCGCAGUUUACUCUGGCACCUUCCGUCAUCGCCCUCUGACUUGUUUGCAUUAUCAUCAGUUGGAACAAGAGUGGCAGAGGACUCAGGAGAACAGGUGAUAUCCGUUAUUCUACGUAAUGGAAAAACCUUUGUGAGGGAAGUGUGAUCUCUAAUUUUUAUCUUAUCUUGUUUUUUAAUUUUUUUAAAAUUGUAUGAACUAUUAUGAAAUUGAUUUACUAACAGUAAAUUCUAAAUUAAGUUUGUUAACCCUGGAUAUCUCUAUAUAUCAUUGAGCUGUUCUACUUAGACGUACAAUAAUCACUAUGGAAGCUAGGCAUGGUAAACUGUAUAUUGAAGGCUCGAAGUUCGAUUGCAGAGAUUAAAGUAACAUAAUUAUGCACCAAUCUCCGAGGCUUGAGCCGCCAACACCCCACGUCUGUGGAGUGGAUCGCGGAUAAUGCACCUGCAUAAGACUGGAAGCUGCUGGUUUCAGCCUAAAAAAUUGGAAGAUAUCUUGACAGUUUGCAUUUCAAUCCUUGCGAUUACAGUUCUUUAGUUCAAUGUACGCCCUCCUUCAGAAGAUUAUUAAUGCCACAAUAUCUGUUAUCUACAAAAUGAAUAAACAAUAUGACGGGUUUCUUGACAGCAUUGUCUCACCGUAUAAAUUUCUGGAACACGUUUUUUAGUUUUGGAAGGAAGUACCAGCAGUUGGGAUUUAUUCAGUAGAUAUAAGGAAAGUUGACACAUAUUUUUCCAAUGGAGGUACAAGUAUGGUUUAUUUAGUCAGGAUUUAUCUCCCGAUGGUUUUAUUGAUUUUUCCUUUAGUACAAAUAUAAUACCUGAAACCUAAGCUGAUACGAUGAUAUCAUUACAUAGUUCAAAUAACUGAACAACACAUCUCCUUAUAUGUGCAUGUUAUUCAUACAUUCAUGUAGAUGGAAAUACUAUAGACUUCCAAGCUGUUCUUCGAAAAUAUCCAUGGCAAAAGUUUUCUUCUUCCGAAUAUCCAGUAUGUCCCGUACGUAACCAGUUCAAUAGAGAUACUUUAGACUAUAUUGGUAGUUCAACUCCACCAGGAAACUGUUCAAAAAUACCAUGUCAUUCCUCGCAUCAAAGUGAAACUGCGGUAUCAAAAGAGGAUAUUGUAAAUGGUAAACAGAACAGAACUCCCGAUAAUUCUGCUGUUUCUUCGAGAAAUAAUUCUUAUUCACUUCCUAAAGAUACAGCUUCUAAUUCCCAGGUGGAAGUUCCAACUAGUGCCGUGAAUGACGAUGUUAUAUCCGAAGUUGUGGGCAACACUUGUGGAAGGCAAACCGCAGCAAAAUGCCACGUUAACGCUAUCAAGUAUGAAGAUAAUCAAGUAGACGGUCAUUCUGAUCACACCAAGGAACAACAAGAUAUUCGUUCUUGUUCUACUAAAGAGCAUGAACUAAGUUCCACAACAUUUCCGGAAAACCUUAGUGGUACAAGCCACUCAUCUAAGCUGUCCCCAAAUAACGACGAUGCAGGGAAUAUAUCUACGCAAUCCAGUCUAUUUAACCGUGAUGAUAAAACGAACCUAUGCUUAGAUAAACAUGUAAUACAGGACCAUAUUAGCCCAGAUGUGGUUGAACAAUUUGCGAACAUUCUUAUGGAAGCUGUUAGAAGGCGUGUUCUUAAUCUGCCAAGAAAAGCGAAGUCAAAAUCCUGCAUUGCCACAGUCCAUGGAAAUGAUAGUGCAAAUGAAAGGGAUACAAGACUUUGUGUUGGGAAUGAAUCGAGAAGUAAUGUUGGGAUUCUGUUUUCUGGAGGAUUAGAUUCGAUUGUACUAGCGGCUCUUGCAGACAGGUAAAUUAUAAAUUAACUAUUACUGCGAGGCUGGAGCUGAUAUGCCGUGUGGGUGCAUGGGGAGUGGGGGCGGAGUGCGUACCCCACCUAGUGGUGUGUAGCACCCACCUGGAGAAGUCCAGCACCACCAUAAAUGUGGUCUGCUUGACCACAUAUUUUUUGCUUUUCGAAUAGCGAUCAGCGGAGCUUCUACUGUUAGCGUGUGUCGAUUUAUUUAUUUAUUUAUUUAACUUUGCCAAAAACACGUAAUAGAACAAUAAGUAAACAAUAAACUCGUAUGACAGGGAUGGCAGGGACACCACAACAGUGUAAACCAAUUACUGUGGGCCCUUAAAACAGCACAACCUCAUACCCAGGGCUGGCCGCGAGUUGAAGGCUGUCGCUGCCUUCAACUCGCGGCUAGCCCUGGGUACGAGGUUGAAAACAGCAUUCUUGAAACGAUUUAAUUUCGGAUAUAAUGUAGAAAAUUUAUUGUACUGUGUUUUACGUGCUACAGCAACCGCCCAGUUAGCCAUACAUGAUAAAAAGUUGAUAAUUUUAUAAACUUUAUGAACCAAAGAUAAUGUAAAACGUAACAGAACGGCGAACACGCAGAUUCGGCCAUCUCAAAUAAUUGUAAUGCUGGGAUAGUAGCGUUGUAGACUGCAGAAGUGGGCAGUAAAGCUCCCUCGUGACCACCCCGAAGGAAAACCUGCACCCUUCCUUGCAGAUGAGACUAGAUUUGCUGCUGCUGCGAGGACUUCAAAUCCCGUCCAGUCCCCAUUUUCGGAUUUGAAACGGCAUCUCAUAUCGUUCCAUAAAUUGUGGUCAAUUUUUCCUCUAGCCCUAUAGGGCCGAGUUAAUUUUGAUUCAGUCCUAUAUUUUACGUAUAUUCCAGUAUGAUCAUGGUAAUUUCGCUAUGAAUUAUUAAUGAUUUGAGAUAAGAGAAUAAAACACUCUGUGACUCGUUGGUAAACAUUUUUGAUAAGAUUAUAAAUGAAAGACAGACUUAAACCAUUGUCUUUUCGCAUAGGUCUACGAAAGAUGAUGAUGAUAAAAUUAAUAUAUUCCUGUCUAGUACUUCAGAAGAAUAACGAAACAGAAUAAUUUUUUUGCAAAUAUAUUUCUUGCACGGUAUUUGCUUAAAUAGGCGUACGACACAGGAGGGCACCCCCAAGAAUUUAGAAAACCGUGGAAAUUCGGGCAAAUGCUCGGAUAAAUCAAGAGGGUUUGGGCAAACGUAUCACAAAAUAUGUUAAAUUCAGAUAAUUUCAUUACAAUCUUCAAUAAAAAUUCGGCCAAACUUUCAGGUGCCCCCUCUGCGGAAAGUAUCAGCCGUUCGUGUUUGCUACCCGUGUUUGCUUGCGCAAUAAGCUGCUGAGUUAAAAAUUCGAGUAAUGGAAAAAGAUGUGUUACAAUUAUCGCUGUAUACAUACCUGACACUAGACUUGGUCCAAGUCUGUUUCAGGACAAAAGACGGACUUGGAACAUUUGCAGCAUGUCCAAUGUUACUUGCAAAAUUGCCACAAAAAUUUGUUGUUGUCAACUCGUUAGCCACGCCACCGUAGGAAAAAUCUGACGGCGCGCUUGCAAAUGUCCCAAGUUCGUCUCUCCCUAGAUUUCUCUCAUAUUUUCGUGCUUUUUUUCACCGCUUACGCAUGUCGCUACUUUCAACCUCUCGACUCCGACCAACCAGAGAACCGGACGCGUCAGUGUUAGGUUUUUUCAGGGUUUAACUUGUCUGUUUUUCUCUUGGCCUUUCUCCAUUUGUUUUAGCAAUGCGCAUGCGUGUUGUUGUUUCGCUCGAGAACCAACUCUCCGUUGUUAUCCCUGCUGCCCAUUUCACUGUCUCGGAUGGGAGUGGUUCCAGCAGAUGCUAAUAAUAAACUUACUUACAGUAUUAUGUCUAUCAUAUUGGCAGAUGUGUUCCACUAGCGGAAACUAUUGAUCUAAUCAACGUCGCAUUUGAACAAAAGAGUGCAAGCAAGCAUACCAAACAAGGACGGAAGCACAAACAGCGUAAAAACCCAAACGAUGGUGAAGCAUGUGUUACUAACUUUGAAGUACCAGAUCGAAUCACCGGGCGUAAUGGUGUCGCAGAACUCAAACAAAUUAAUCCAGAAAGAACUUGGAAUUUUGUUGAGGUAUACUUCUCAUAGAUUGAUUCAUAUUAGCAAAGUUUGAAAUGUAUUUCCUUUUUUUUCCGGAAAAUUGCGCGUAGAACAACAGUAUCAAUAUUAUUCUCUCUCGCCUGCGGAAGCUUCGAAUUUCAGCGGUUAUAACUUCACACUGCGUACCUUUUAGCGCAAUGGCGCGAGUAAUGGAUGAUUGCAGCUAUCGAUUAUUUUUUUAUCUAACCAAGAAAAACGAAAUUUAUCAUUAUAGCUCAAAAGAGCAUCCUAAAAUUAGUAAAAUUGCAACGUUUGUGUGCGAAAUGUUGUAAAAUACGAAAAAUAUAACCCUGUGAAAUUAGCAAAUUUUGAGUACUUUAGUAUUACGCGCGGAAAAAUGCACCACUUUCGGCUCAAAAGUGGUGCAUUUUUCCGCCCGUAAUAACAAAAUACUCUAAAUUUGCUAAUUCCACAAGGCUAUAUUUUCCGUAUUUUACAACAUUUCGCAACCAAAUUUGGCAAUUUUACUAAAUUAAGGAUGUUCUUUUAGUUCUUUUAAUUUGUAUCAUAUUCCUUUUUGUAGAACAAAAAUUAGACAAUUUUCAGUUACUUAUCAGGCUCCAAAAUUUUUUAAUUCUCUUAGUCAGAAUAUCCGUGAUGCAUCAUCUGUUUAUUGUUUUCAAUCUAAAUUGAAGAAUUAUCUGUUUUCUCUUUAAUUGAACAGUUUUUCAGUUAAUACUUAUAUUAAUAAUCUGUUUAAGUUUUGUAAUUCUUAUUGAGUAUUUUAUUGAUAGCUAUCAAUCUAUCUAUCUAUCUUUUUUUUAUUCUUAAUUUGACAAUUUCCAAUAACUCCUCCAUUUGUUAGAUUUUGUAACAACUAAAUGAAUAUUGUAAUUAAUUGUUAAUAAUGUUUAUACUAAGCUGCCUUCAGAUCUAUCAAACUCAUGAAUAAGGAGCCCAAAUCAUAUAAGACUAUGUGCACACGGUAACGUUUUCGAGCGUUUUCAGCUGUAACGUUUUCAAAAAGUGUCGUUUUCAAGCCGUGUCCACACGAAAACGGAUGAAAACGUCAUCUUAUGACGAAAACGUUCUCAAUGCUAAAAACGUUUUCGGACAAGCGUUUUCACGUUGAAACGCUAAAAAUCCAAGAUGGCGGCUUAAAAUCAAAAUGUUAUAUUUUUGUUUCCUGGAAGCUUAAGAUCUUUCAUUGGAUCAUUAAUUCUUAAGUUAAAAACUUUAGCAACAAAUAAAACAAAAUAUAUAGCCUUUCAAAUGUAUAAUGAUUUAUGAACGAUUUAAAAUGCGGUUUGCUUUCGAAGAAGCGACAGACUUCGUAUCGGUGAUGCUAAACAGUACAUAUAAAACUGUUUACUUUAUGAUAAUGAGCAGAGGACAUUUUAAGAAACUCGUUGACAAGUAAUGACUUUAUCUGGUGGAAAAUGAAUGGCAAUAACAAGCCGCUAGAGAUGGAAUUUUUAUCGAGACAAACAUUUGCAUCUCGUGAAAACGUUUCCGUGUGGACAGAGCGACAAACUGACAAAAUUGGAAACGACGUUUUAGAAACGCUCGGAAACGUUACCGUGUGCACAUAGUCUAAGCCUUCUGGUUUCUCUUUGGGCUACCUUGCCACUAUUUAUCUACUUUAAUGUUUUUGUUUGUUUUUUUCGAUUGUAAAGUUUCUAAAUUGUGAUAAGUUCUUUGAAUGUUUGCAUGGCGAUAAAAUAUAAUUGUUUUUGUUUGUGGAAACACCACGUAAAUUUAUUACUGCAAAGCUUUCGAUCCGUAAGCCCGGAUCUUCAUCAGUGCUAAUAAUAUGUGACUUGUUUAAUUCACACGCUCCUUUUAUAUACAAGAGUGUCGUGAUCUGUUGGCUCGCGUCAUUUGAAAUUUAAUUAAACGGCACAUCAACCACGUCAUUUCAAACGUAAUGAAGUGAUUCCAAUUAACGCGCGCGCAUCCAAGACAAGAGAAAUUAAUUUUGCACAUUAAAGAGAGCACGCCACGUACUAUCUAGUGGCUUUCCCUCCUGAUCUAUAGUAUUGUGCUUCUCGAUUUCAAUUGACUCUCUAAAUUGUGGUAAAUAAAAUGACUUGACUUGACGGAUCAAAAUUUAGUCUAUAGCUGGAAUCAUGCAUUCCCUUCGAAGAGCAUUCUAUUAAAUUCAUUGCAUUAAGAAUAUACUGAUCAUUUUAUUCGCAGUGAAUAUAAUUAUUAUCUCAGCAAAAAUUAUUUCACUCUCUCUCCAGGUGAUCUCGUGUUCGUAUUUUAGCCAAUCAGCGCUCAGAAAGGGUUGUCCGAAUAGAAAUCCAUUUUGAUGUAUUCAGUCAAUUAUAUCUUUCGUUAUUCUUUAUGAAACUAGUUGAAAUUUUGUAAUUAUGUUUGCUUAUGAGAACCAUAGCUCUGACAAAAAUAUGGAAUCGAAAUAAAGUAUAUUACAGGAGAUAUUCAGUUGUUUUAAUCAUAAAAUGGAUUUCUAUUUGACAACUAGUGCCAGUACUUUUCCGCGUAUCAAGAUCACCUGGCUGUAAUGUGGUUAAGCCGCCGGGCAAGUGCGCUGCGUGCCCCUAUUUGACGCAAACUAAAUUAUCUGAAAAAUAAUAUCAGUUUUUUCGACAGAAUUUGAAUUUCGUUGGAUCUUCAUGUUUUGACUUUUCUCCGGUUUCUGAGUUCCCCCACUAUUUUCUCUUGUAAAUAACUUUUGUAAUCAAAAUAAAGAAUGUAAAUAAACCGCCGACUACUGUAGUUAUAGGAAUCUGUGAGUCCUUCAACUGUUUGAUGUAUUUUUUCUUAACUAGGUAAAUGUAACUUUGGAGGAAUUACAGAAAGAAAGGUGAGGUAAAGAAAGGAAGUUGUUGACAUAAAAGUUGUUGAAAAGCAAGACAUAAAAUUCAAAGUGAUAUAUUCUAUACUCUAUUUCCAAAUCAUUGUCAGACCUAAAUCAAGCAUGCUCAGAUUAGUAAUUUAAUCUUUCUGUUUGUAUAACCGGAACGAUCUGAGCACGAUUCGUGUAAAUAUAGUUAUAGGUUUGACAAUGCUUUGGAAGUAUAGAGUCGAAAUAUCACCUUUGAAUUAUAUUACUACAUUAUUCAGAUGUAUUAUUAUAUGAUGGCGGACUGUGAUUGGCUGAGAAGCACUUUCAGCGGUCCAUUAUUUUCCCAUAAUGGACCGGCGGUCCAUUACGUAAAAACAAACGCAUGUAUUUUAAAACAAAACAGCAAAACAAAUUGAAAAUUUGAAAAUUAUAAUUUAAUUUGUUAUUAAUAAGAUAUCUGCGAAUGGUUUUUAGUGGAAAAAAAAAAGACUACAUUGGUAUUUUUUGUUUUCUUCGACCAAAUGUAUACCACGCUACUAAUAUGCAUUACAAAUCAUGCAUUUCUUGUUUGUUUCGAGUAUAAAUACCUAUAAAUGCCACAUAAUAAACUUUUUAUUAACCUCGCUUGCUCGGUAUGUACAGAGAAAUAUCGGACCUCGGACUUUUUGUACAAACCUCGCACUACGGGCUCGCUCUGUACAAAAAAACCUCGGUCCGAUAUUUCUCUGUACAGACCUCGCGUUCGGUUAAUAAGAAGUUAUUAUCAUGCUAGUCUUUUUCUUAUAUAACACCCUAAAGAUUCAAAUUUUUAUAGCUGAGAAAUUUACAGUAUCGUAUGUUGUAUUCAAAUUACACGCAGCUGCAAUAUGCUUACUGACUCCUUGGCGUUUAGUUUAUUAUCAAAUAACUACAAAUAAUUAAUUAUGAAAAUAGAGGGAACUCAAAGACUGCAUACCUCAGCCAGGGAAUUAAAUUAUGUAUCAUGCAUAAAUUAUAUAAUGGGAUAAUUACGCAUUGAAGUUACUCUGCCUGGCAAAGCAGGACAAACGUUUGCUAAUUUCUCGUCCAUUUUUCAUCGAAAUUAAACCAAAGUUUAAUCAAUUUAGUCUUGAAAAAAUGUUCAUUAGUCUCUUUGAGUUAUGUAGUGCUGACAGACACACAUACAAACGCGGAUGAAAACAUAUCCACCUGGCAGAGGUAAUAAAUAAUUAUCAAUUAUUUUUAAUUCCUUUGCUUUUUUAAUUUAGGUCGAAUUAUAUUUCACAUUUGGUGUCUCCUCAAAGUACAGUUCUUGAUGAUAGCAUUGGUUCUGCAUUGUGGUUUGCAGCAAGAGGACGAGGAAAUUUAACUUGCAAGCAAUGUAUCGAAAAUAUAAAAGAGCAUCCAAUUUCGUGUAACAAUCAUCCAUCAUAUACUUGUCCUGCAAAGGUUUGCGUUUUUUAUCUUCCUAGGUUUAGCGAGAGUCUUUUGCUUUCCAAACCCUAUUAUAUAGCUUAGUCGUUAGCGACCUUUAGCAAUAUGGGAACGUGACGACAACUGCAAUUGAACAGGGCCGCCGACAGAUUGCGCGGGGCCCGGGGCAAAACUUUGCCAGGGACGUCAUAAUUGUAAGAGAGGAGAAGCGGUGUUUUACAAUAUGUUGCACUUUAUAUGCAAUGACGCUGAUAGGAUUUAUAUUCUCGAUUAAGCAAUCUUAUAUCAGGCUUUGUCGCCAGAGGCGACCGUAGAAAGUCUUCGACUCGAUCAAGUUGAGCUGCUUUCCAAACCCUAUUAUAUAGCUUAGUCGUUAGCGACCUUUAGCAAUAUGGGAACGUGACGACAACGGCAAUUGAACAGGGCCGCCGACAGAUUGCGCGGGGCCCGGGGCAAAACUUUGCCAGGGACGUCAUAAUUGUAAGAGAGGAGAAGCGGUGUUUUACAAUAUGUUGCACUUUAUAUGCAAUGACGCUGAUAGGAUUUAUAUUCUCGAUUAAGCAAUCUUAUAUCAGGCUUUGUCGCCAGAGGCGACCGUAGAAAGUCUUCGACUCGAUCAAGUUGAGCUGCUUUCCAAACCCUAUUAUAUAGCUUAGUCGUUAGCGACCUUUAGCAAUAUGGGAACGUGACGACAACGGCAAUUGAACAGGGCCGCCGACAGAUUGCGCGGGGCCCGGGGCAAAACUUUGCCAGGGACGUCAUAAUUGUAAGAGAGGAGAAGCGGUGUUUUACAAUAUGUUGCACUUUAUAUGCAAUGACGCUGAUAGGAUUUAUAUUCUCGAUUAAGCAAUCUUAUAUCAGGCUUUGUCGCCAGAGGCGACCGUAGAAAGUCUUCGACUCGAUCAAGUUGAGCUGCUUUCCAAACCCUAUUAUAUAGCUUAGUCGUUAGCGACCUUUAGCAAUAUGGGAACGUGACGACAACGGCAAUUGAACAGGGCCGCCGACAGAUUGCGCGGGGCCCGGGGCAAAACUUUGCCAGGGACGUCAUAAUUGUAAGAGAGGAGAAGCGGUGUUUUACAAUAUGUUGCACUUUAUAUGCAAUGACGCUGAUAGGAUUUAUAUUCUCGAUUAAGCAAUCUUAUAUCAGGCUUUGUCGCCAGAGGCGACCGUAGAAAGUCUUCGACUCGAUCAAGUUGAGCUGCAUCCUUCGCAAUUCAGCUUAUAGCUCUCAGCGUUAAGUAAGGGGAUUAGCCCCCCCCCCCCCGAUACACCCACUUACUAUAUCAUGACAAGUUUAUUUUGCAAUAAUUUAUUUGAGUGAGUUUGUUUUGGCUGUAGUCGUCGAGAUCGACAGUCACGUUGCUGUCCUGCUCGCUAGAGGUCAAUUGACGGUAAUAAUUUCUAGAAUAUGCAAAAUAGUUACUACCGUCAACCCACUAUGGUUAAGCUACUGUAAUAAUGCAGUAAUAAAAUUUACGUGGUGUUUCCACAAAAAAAACCUAUUAUACUGUAAUAUUGUUGAAUACUGUUUAUGGAUAAUGUUUAUGGAUUAACGGUGUGUAUGCUGGGAUACUCGCCAUCCAGAUAUUGUAUCUUUUUUGGUCAAAAAAACGUUUGUGAAUGGCCAAACGUUUUUCUGCCUACAUUGCGACCUCGACAUAUUUUGCGUGUUAAGGUUUAAAAGAAACCUUUGUUUUUUUAGGUAUUACUUGUAGGAAUGGGAGCGGAUGAGCAACUUGGUGGCUAUGCACGUCAUCGUUCUCGCUUUAAGUAUGCAAAUAAUAAUAUCUCCCUAUUUUCUCUUAAAUUGUACCAUGAGGAGCAUUCUGCUAUCCCCAGUCUAGGUUCGUAGUCUCCAGGAUCAGAAAAUUCAAAUACUUAAUUUCAAUAAAAUUUUUGACAGCUACAGUAUGUAUAUACAACUACGUGAAAUAUAUAAACAGCACUUCGGCGUCUCGAGGGAAGAGCCUUUGUCAAAACGGCGAAGUUCUGCUUAUGUUUUUCAUGUAGUUGUAAUAUUGUUUCUGCUUAUUUUCAAAGAAUAUUCAAAGACCUUAAGAGUAAUCAGCUGUUGAAAAAUUCCGACUGUAAGAGCCAGGAAAUUGCACUAACCAAAUACCUAAUACCAAAGAACCUAAGGACUUUCCAAAACUUUCUACACUGAUAAAAUUCAAAGACUUUCCAAUGACCUUUAUUGCUUCAAGUCCUAGAUUAAACUUUAAAAACUUUCCAAGAUUGGGGAGACCGCUACGAACCAUACAGCGUACUUACGGUCAGGUGUCCGUGGUGACAAAAACGUCGAUUGCUGAAAAGUACAGGGGACUUACAUCAUUGCUUUAUUCCGUGUAACGGCAGUGAACUUUACUACUUUAACUCUAUCUUCUACUUUGUACGAGUAAGUAAUUUGCUUGUACGCGUUUUUCUGAAUUCUGACCCUUGAUGUUUUGCAGUAAAGAAGGAUGGAAGGGAUUGGUUGAUGAAAUAGAAAUGGAAGUGGAGAGAAUAUCAGAACGAAACCUUGGCCGUGAUGACCGGUAUAGACAUUUUACUUUCACUGUAUAUUACCUUAUUGCCUGUCUAAAUAAUUUGAUAAAAAUAUAUUGAUAGGACUACGAGAGUAUUCCUCUGAAUUUUCUUAUUAAUGAAGUAGCAGUUUCAUAUUUUACCUUCACUAGGUUAUGUUUUCAUCGGCGUUUGUGUGCGCUUCUGUCUGUGUGUGUGUUUGUCCCUCAGCACGAUAACUUUAAAAUUAAACAUCAAACGUUUAAAAACGAAUAUUUUUGUGACUAAUUGACAUGUUGCCCAAGAACAAAUUGAUUAAAUCUUGGAUGAACAUUGGAUGAGAAAUUAGCAAACGUCUGUCUUGCUCUGCCGGGCAAUACAUAACUUAAUAUAUUUUAUUAUACUUGAUACAUAACUUAAUUUCCUGGCGGAGGUAUGUAGUCUCUGAGUGGCCUUUAGUUUCAUCAUAAUAUCAUGAUUAUACAUCAUUGAUAUCAUGCAUGGUUACACAAGAUGACUUUGAAGAUGUAAAUACCGUCCAUCACAAAAUAGGUUAAGCCUGUGAGGAGGUUGAGCCUGAGUUAUCAUAUAUUAUGUUGAGUUUCUCCUUUGUACGUUUGCCUCUAAAUAGUACAGCUCAUGUAGUUUACAAAUAACAACAACAAAGUUAGAUAACUCUUUCAUGUCCUUAUUUUCCAGCUGCAUAUCAGACCACGGUCGCGAGUCUCGUUGUCCAUUUCUUGAUGAAGAUGUUGUAUCGUUUUUAAACGCUUUACCGGUUUGGAUAAAG
This is a messenger RNA of Paramuricea clavata, 19100 nucleotides long. The record is from the annotation of a GenBank genome assembly. NCBI's taxonomy places the organism in Eukaryota, Metazoa, Cnidaria, Anthozoa, Malacalcyonacea, Plexauridae.